AUGUCAUCGCAACAAGGCAAAAUUGCAUCCAAUGCGUCAUUAGUCCUCCUGCGGGAGCUUCUGAAAAACGAAGGGGAGGACAAUAUCGGUUGUCGUGAUCCCUCAGACAUUUCUCCCACCACUACCUCCGCACUCCUGCAUCAGCUUGGCAUCGGCGGCUUGGAUGGCCCUGUCAUCACACUGCUACGCCGGGCCUUGGCCUCUCGUUUGCUUUCCCCGGAUAUGGCCAAGAGGUUAGGCGUGAAGCAUGUGCGAGGUAUUUUGCUCUACGGUCCACCGGGCACGGGGAAGACGCUCGUGGCCCGUCAACUUGCUGCCCUGCUGCAUGCCCGUGAGCCCAAGCUUGUCUCUGGACCGGAGUUGCUUUCUAUGUGGGUGGGCAAGAGCGAAGAAAACAUUCGGUCAAUUUUCGCAGACGCGGAGCAAGAAUUUAAAGAGAAAGGGAGUCACUCCGCUUUACACGUCAUUAUUUUUGACGAGAUAGACGCCUUGACUCGUAAACGGGGUUCAUUGCGGGACUCGUCAGGAGUGAUGGAUAGCUGUGUCAACCAACUGCUCUCGAAGAUUGAUGGACUGGCGGCAUUCGAUAAUAUUCUGUGCAUAGGCACGACGAACCGAAAAGAUCUGUUGGACGACGCGUUAUUGCGGCCAGGGCGCCUCGAAGUUCACGUUGAAGUGGGUCUUCCAGACGAAGCAGGGCGGGCUCAGAUUUUUCAGGUGCACACCAAAGGCUUUGCGACAGAAGGCUUGCUGGCCAGGGACGUGGACUUCCCGCAGCUCGCGCGCCUGACCCCAAAUUUCACAGGAGCAGAAAUUGAAGGGGUGGUGAAAGGUGGUCUUUCGUUUGCGCUCCAACGUCAAAUCAGCACGAAGAAGAAGACAGAAGAGGAAUGUCCAAGCCGAACCUCAUACGAUGAUUUGUCCUCCGGCUUCGCCCCUCUACGCUUGUCCAUGUUUGAUUUGCUGCGUGCGCUUCGUGAAGCGAAGCCCCACUUUGGCGCCAAAAGCCAGCAAUGGGCCACGCAUCAACGAUUGGGAUUCAUAGCAUUCCGUCCCGAGGUUCCUGAGCUUAUGCAGCGGCUUCUCUCCAUUCUUGAAAGGGCUCGGCAUGACGGUCAGCUUCCCCUCGUGACUAUUCUCCUGCAAGGACCUGCUGGGGCGGGAAAGACUGCGGUGCUUGCUCGCUUGGGGUCGUUGGCAGAGGGCUAUACUUUUCGUCGACACUUAACAGGGCAAGAACUGGCCAGCUUGGGUGAAGAGAGCGCCUGCGACGCGGUCGUACAGGCGGUGGAGGAUGCCCACCAAUGUCCUCGGUCCCUCCUCAUGUUGGACGAUUUGGAAGGCUUGAUGCAAUACGUACCUUUACAAGGCGGGCGCGUCUCCCUGCCUCGUCUGCACACCCUCCUUUCCGUCCUGGGUCGCCCUCCUGUCAAACAGUCGCGAGUGUGCGUAGUCUUAGCCACGACCUCGCUCGAUGAACCGACCUUGCGUGCAUUGGGCCUGUGGGAACGGUUUGGGAUCAAGGAGGUCCUCCCCCUCGUCGAAACGGCUGACCACGUGGCCGUGCUUAUGAAAGGUCUGGGAGGGGCCUCACAGCCACCUGGUGGAGCCAGAAAAGGCCCUUGGACAGUCCGUGAACUCCUCCAAGAGCAAGCGCUGUACGCACAGCACCGGAAACAUGACGAGAAGCAGAACAAGAUUGACGACGAGCAAUAA
Nannochloropsis gaditana CCMP526 is the source of this 1716-nucleotide messenger RNA. RefSeq lists its product as uncharacterized. The transcript has a single exon. The record is from RefSeq and is a predicted model, not a curated record. Gene Ontology annotation, cellular component: Golgi stack. Gene Ontology annotation, biological process: Golgi to plasma membrane protein transport; SNARE complex disassembly; intra-Golgi vesicle-mediated transport. The coding region runs from base 1 to 1716 and encodes 571 amino acids. Gene Ontology annotation, molecular function: ATP binding; ATP hydrolysis activity.